This is a messenger RNA of Notolabrus celidotus (New Zealand spotty), 2547 nucleotides long. It is a transcript of the gene asb8, whose product is annotated as ankyrin repeat and SOCS box containing 8. The record is from RefSeq and is a predicted model, not a curated record. The transcript is spliced from 5 exons. Lineage: Eukaryota; Metazoa; Chordata; Actinopteri; Labriformes; Labridae. Gene Ontology annotation, biological process: intracellular signal transduction. Bases 300 to 1169 code for a protein of 289 amino acids. Gene Ontology annotation, molecular function: protein binding.
GGGGUCUGUCUGACCUGUGUGCAGUAAUGGACACACGUGUUUCUCUCAACAUGGUUAUGAGCUAAAGACACUCGUGGCACGUGUUGGAUGCCUGCGGUGUCGCCUUGUCAUACAUGGCUAUAUUGGGACAGUCAAUACAUUUAGCAAGGCCGUGCCUAGUUGUCGGGCACCAUGAUGACUUCUUCUGAGGAAAACAUGAGCAAGCAGAAACAGUCAAAACGGUAACCUGUCGGACCUUCACACCAUACACGUGUGCCCGAGUGUCACCCCUGUCUGGGUGACAUGGUCCUCAGUUAUACAUGAGCUCUACUAUGUGGUACAUCAUGCAAAGCAUUCAAAGUAAAUACUCCUUGUCCGAGCGGCUCAUCCGCACCAUCGCAGCUAUCCGAUCAUUCCCACACGACAAUGUAGAGGAUCUCAUUCGCAAGGGUGCUGAUGUGAACCGGAUGCAUGGCACACUGAAGCCCCUGCACUGUGCCUGUAUGGUCGCUGAUGCUGACUGUGUGGAGCUCCUGUUAGAGAAGGGGGCAGAGGUGAAUGCUUUGGAUGGAUACAAUCGCACAGCACUUCACUAUGCAGCAGAGAAAGAUGAGAGCUGCGUGGAGCUGCUGUUGGAGUACGGAGCCCAGCCAAACGCUCUGGAUGGUAACAAGGACACUCCACUGCACUGGGCAGCCUUUAAAGACAACCCAGAGUGUGUGAGGGCCCUGCUGGAGAGUGGGGCCUGUCCCAAUGCCCGGGACUACAACAAUGACACGCCUCUGAGCUGGGCAGCAAUGAAAGGCAACCUGGAGAGUGUCAAAGUGCUUUUAGACUAUGGAGCCCAGGUCCAUGUGACCAACCUGAAGGGCCAAACCCCCAUCUCUCGACUGGUGGCCCUGUUGGCCCGUGGCCUGGGCACAGAUCAAGAGGAGGAGUGCCUAGAGCUGCUGUGCCGGGCAGCAGGGCGGUUUGAGAUCAGACGGGCUGACGGCACACUUCCCAGGGAGCUGAGUAAGGAUCCCCAGCUGCUGGCGAGGCUCACAAACAUGGUGGCUCAGGCUCCAACGCUUCGCUCACUGGCCCGCUGUGCCGUCCGGCAGAGUCUUGGAGUCCAGUUUCUCCCUACUGCUGUUAAAGAGCUUCCUUUACCAGAGACUAUAAAAGAUUAUCUACUGUUGAGAGACUGAGUUGAUGCUGCCAUUGGCUGAUUAUUAAACAGAUCACCACACAGCAAUUUUUUGGCAAGGAAGUGUCUGCAUUGAGUUAUAGGACAGUGGCCCCUCAUUAGUUUAAACUUUGUGCAAAUAAAUGUAGAUUUGUGAAUUGAGAGAGCAAAGUGAGUGGAGCGGAUUGAUAAGUCUGGUUAGUUUCAGUUAAACAAAAUGCACAUGUCAAUGUUUAAAUUCAUACAAGGUUUAAAAAGUUAUGCAAUGUCUUGGAACACAGUUCUGGCCUUUGAAAAAAGAAGUCUCCAUGCAACAAUGUUUUGUUAGCCCAUCCCGCAUGCAGUACAGAAAGAAAGCAUCAAAUCCGAAUUGUUUAACUGUUGUUGAAACAAGCUAGAUGUGUCUAAUCCCACUUUCCAAGCUGUUCACAGAGGGCCUGAGCAUCUCUGUGAUUUUAUUUUGGCUUAUUCUUUUUUUUUGUCUCUAAAUUUGACAGGACAUUGUAAAAAAUGAAAAAAGCAGACCCACAGUGGUUUAUUGCAGAGCAUUAGGAAAAUGUUGAAUAUUGAGUUUGUUAGUAUAUUAGUUAUUGGCCAUAGCAACAUUAAACUUUGAUGUAAAAUAGGUUUGAAAUGAGAUGUAUUUGUGCAAUGACGCAGACUGACCAUGGAUUGUGCAAGACGAUUUAGUUUCUAACAACUGGUGCUCAAUAACAUUUGACAUGUUAUUUACUUUAUAUGACAUUGGAGUGGUCAUCUCUCUCUUAAUAAUGUCCCAGGUAAACGUAUAAUCAUAGCCAUCUUUAAAUACCAACAGUAAAAUACAACAAAUGCAUUAAAAAGUCUGCAGAAUAUUUGGAUUAUCUCAUUUGUUUCUCACUUAGCUCCAGUAUGUGACAGGCACAUUCCUCCUCUAGACCUCUGAGAAAGUUAAAUGUCUAGACUGGAUGAUGAAUCGGUCAACAUGCCUGCUGUCACGUGUAAUUUACUAUUUAUUUGAGCUUCUUUUAGUGAAGGGUGCAGUUGCCAAGCAAGAAUUUUGUUUCCUUUUUUACUUGGGAUGUUCUUGGUCUUAACUUGAAAGCUUCAAGGUUGCUCCCUGGUCCAACAUUUUGCAGCAUAUAAUUAAAAUGUAUUUACUUUAAAUUAAAUGUUAGAAUGUUAGAACCAAGAAUGGCAUGAUGUCUAUGUUUUUGUCCUUAUGGAGUCACUGAAAAGCUUGCAAAAUGUACUUCUGUUUUUUGUAUGGGAUCUGUUUAAAAUCUGUUUCUGUGCUUGAGUUUGUUUGCUUGUUCUGCUGCUGUGUUUAAAAUUAACCCCUUAGAUUAUGUCUUGUGUACACCUGCAAAAGUGCUUUUUUCUCUUUGUCAAUGUACUGAAAGUAAAUGCCUUUAUAUUAA